Molecule: messenger RNA, 2988 nt
Organism: Thalassophryne amazonica
Lineage: Eukaryota; Metazoa; Chordata; Actinopteri; Batrachoidiformes; Batrachoididae
Gene: dgkab
Product: diacylglycerol kinase, alpha b
Exons: 24
Coding region: 197-2362 (721 amino acids)
Biological process (GO): intracellular signal transduction; diacylglycerol metabolic process; lipid phosphorylation
Cellular component (GO): plasma membrane
Molecular function (GO): ATP-dependent diacylglycerol kinase activity; calcium ion binding
Source: RefSeq, a predicted model, not a curated record
UCCUCCUCCGCUCCUUCUUAAUCCCUCAUAUCCUCUAAUACCGCCCAACACAUUUGCGCACAAAGUGCCAGCUGCCGUCCAACAGCUCAGAGAAGUUCCGAGGCUCCGUGUUUGGGACGUUUAUUGCCCCCGAGGUCUGUGUGAGGAACAAAAAGAACCAUCCCAUCUUUGGUGUGUCGUGGUUCUUUCGGUUGACAUGGCCUCGUUUGACAAUGUAGACAGCACCCUUACUCCUGUGGAUUUUAUCCAGCUACAGGAAUACAUGGAAUAUAGCAAUUUGAGAGUGAAAGAUGUAAUCAAGGAGUUUCACCCUGGGGGUCGGCAGUCCCAGCACAGUUUUGGGGAGUGUGUCGAUGCAGAAGGGUUCUGUCUGUUUCUCAAGACCUACCUCGAAGUGGAUGACUUCCCCAAAGAUUUAUGCCAGCGUCUUUUUCGUUAUUUUCAACAUGUAGAACAAGAUGGGUCUGUAAAAGGUUCUAUGCCCAAAGGAGGUGGUGUCUAUCUCCGUGAUGUGUCCUGCUACUUUUCUGUGCUGGAGGAUGGACAGCCACGAGAGAAGCUGGAAUUUACUUUCAAACUUUAUGACAAAGAUGUUAAUGGCAUUCUGGACAGUUCUGAGGUGGAUCGUAUAAUUCUGCAGAUGAUGCGAGCUGCUGAAUACCUGGGCUGGGACGUGUCUCAACUCAGACCAGUUCUGAAGGACAUGAUGACAGUGAUCGAUGUGGACAACAGCGGUACUGUCACACUGGAGGAGUGGGUCAAAGGAGGCAUGGACAAUGUGCCUUUACUUGUCCUGCUAGGACUAAAGAUGACAGCACGAGAUGGGCAACAUAUCUGGAGGAUGAAAAAUUUCAAGAAGCUGACCUACUGCAGUGUGUGUCAGAACAUGCUGCUUGGUCUCAGGAAGCAGGGACUCUCCUGCACCUGUUGCAAGUACACAGUUCACAGUCAGUGCGCCAACAAGAGCCGGGAACCCUGCGCUCGCACCUUUGUCAAGUCUAAGAAGAACUUGGGUGUACCAGCUCAUGACUGGAUCAGAGUGAACUGUAAUGCCACCAAGUGUCACGUGUGCCAGAAGAAAAUCAAAACUUUAGCAGGGAAACGCUGCGUGUGGUGCCAUGAGAUGCGUCACGAUGAUUGCAUCCCUUCAGGAUUGCCAUCUUGCAAUUGUGGGCCGCUGAAGAAUCAUAUACUUCCUCCUUGGGCCAUUUAUGCUGUGUCAAAGGAGGACGACCCCAACCUGUUAAAUGUUAUGCCCGAUGGUCUCAACUUGCAGAUUGUUUCGCUUAAAGAUGCCCAACCUCUGCUGGUUUUUGUAAACCCUAAAAGUGGUGGAAAGCAAGGUGAAAAAAUUCUCAGGAAAUUUCACUACCUUUUGAAUCCACGUCAAGUGUACAACCUCUCUAAUGGAGGUCCUGCCCCAGGACUACGUUUCUUUCGCAGUCUGCAGAAGUACAGAAUUUUGGCAUGCGGAGGAGAUGGCACAGUUGGAUGGAUCUUGGAUGCUAUAGACAAAGCAACACUCCAGGUGUGUCCUCGAGUAGCAAUCCUGCCUCUGGGAACCGGGAAUGAUCUGGCUCGCUGCCUACGUUGGGGAGGAGGGUAUGAGGGGGCUGACCUCAGGAAUAUCCUGAAGGAAAUUGAAGCUAGUGAGUUGAAGCCCUUGGACCGCUGGAGCAUAAAGGUGAUACCAGAUGACCCCCAGGAGGUGGGAGACCCCGUGCCCUAUGAGAUUAUCAACAACUACUUCUCUGUUGGUGUGGACGCGUCUAUCGCGCAUCGUUUUCACACAAUGAGAGAGAAAUGCCCUCAGAAGUUCAACAGCAGAGUGAAGAACAAACUUUGGUAUUUUGAGUUUGCUACUUCUGAGACUUUCUCCGCCUCCUGCAAGAACCUAACAGAUUGUGUCUCCAUCGAGUGCUUUGGGAAAACUCUGGAUCUGAGCCGGGUGUCUCUGGAGGGCAUUGCUGUCCUCAACAUACCCAGCAUGUACGGAGGCUCCAACAUUUGGGGUGAAUCCAAGAAGUCUGACAGUGUGUCAGAGGCACAGAACAGUGAGGUCAUCACUGACCCUGAGAUUCUUAAAAUAACCUCACAAGAUAUGAGCGAUAAACGUCUGGAGGUGGUGGGACUGGAAGGAGUCAUCGACAUGGGGCAGAUCUACACUGGACUAAAGAGCGCCGGGCACAGGCUGGCACAGACAUCUCAAAUUACCAUCAGAACAAUCAAAGCUCUGCCUAUGCAAAUUGAUGGAGAACCUUGGUUGCAACCUCCAUGCACUAUCAUCAUCACUCACAAGAACCAAGCUAACAUGCUAAUGGCCCCGCCAGCUAAACCAUCUGGCUUCUUUCACCUCAAGUAGUGACAUAUAGCUUGACUCCAUCACACUUUUCCUGUUAUUAUUUCAGUGAAAAGCAUCACUAUGUCUUUUUUUCACUUGAAACAAAGUGUAAAUGCCACAACUAUGUCUGAUUGCUACUAUUGUGUGCCAAUGUUAUUGUGCAUCUUUCCGGUGUAGUAAUUAGCUAUAAAUGUAAAAUAUAUUUUAUGUUGUGGUACAUGUCUGUGGUGGAUGAAACCGCUUGGUCAAAUAUCUGCGUACGUGAAUGCAGCUAUAGUAGUGAUUAACUCGCUUUGGCCUUGAGAUGCUUUACAGCUUACCUUGUAGGACUUCCUACAAUGUUCAGAUGCAUAAUGUUCAGAUAUCUAAGUAAACAAAAUUGUUUUAUUUCAUUGUUUAAUUCCUAAAGCAAAGAGUAACAUAAAUGUGGUUGAAUGUGGCUUAUUAAGACAUGGCUUUGACUUUUAUGUACAGUGUCUUCCCUAAGUUUUUUUUUUUUUUUUUGAAAUAUAAAUGUUUAAUAAGUGUAUUUUCUUUCAUUAAAUAUUCUAUUGUAUUUAAUUCAAUAAGGCACACAAGUGAUGCUAUUUUCCAGAUGCAGCUUGAAGCAGUUAUGUUCCAGUUUGCUAAAAAUAAGUUUCUUUGGG